AUGGCCAGGCAUGAUUUCCAACUCUCCGCCCCUGCCCAGAGCGAAGCAGUGGAGCUAGCCGCCGAGGAGGGCCAUGACACGGACAUUCCAUCAAAUCUCGGCAUUAUCAAAGGCCCAGGAGCGGACGGCUUAGAUAAAGAGUUUGAUAUCGAGAAGUGCGAACUAUCGUCGCGCACCUCCCAGAGCGGCCCCAGUGACGAAUUCAACGCGCCGGCAGAAGCAGCUAACCCCAAUGUCAUCGGGUGGAACGGCGACGAUGAUCCGGAGAACCCAUUGAAUUGGCCAUCCAGCAAGAGAUGGGGAACAGUAGCAAUCGUUUCCAGCUUCACCUUCUUGACUCCGCUGGGAUCAGCAAUGUUCGCGCCUGGCGUGCCGCAGAUCAUGGAAGAGUUUGGCUCGUCGAGCGAGCUGCUGGCAGGCUUCGUAGUCUCUGUGUACGUGCUUGGGUUCGCAUUUGGCCCUUUAGUUGUUGCCCCUUUGUCGGAGAUGUAUGGCCGACUACCGCUUUAUCACGCCUGCAAUUGCCUCUUCAUAGUUUUCAAUGUUGCCUGCGCCCUCAGCACCAAUCUUGACAUGCUCAUCGCUUUUCGCUUCUUUGCUGGCAGCGUUGGCUCGGCGCCCCUAGCCUUGGGAGGCGGUACUAUCGCGGAUACGAUCUCAAGAGAGCAGAGGGGCACAGCCAUGGCCUUAUGGAUGAGCGGUCCAACUGUUGGGCCUAUAAUAGGACCAAUUGCGGGCGGAUUCCUUACCCAAGCGGCUGGCUGGCGCUGGGUCUUUUGGGUGACCGCCAUUGCGGCGGGUGUCAUUACUGUAGCGGGAAUCUUCCUCAUGAAAGAGACGUAUGGGUUGGCAAUCCUCAACCACAAGGUCGCGAGGUUGAAGAAAGAAACCGGCAACCCCCAUCUCAAGUCAUCGCUGGACAGCGGCCUUAGUCCGAAAGACCUCUUCCUCUUCUCCAUUAUCAGGCCUAGCAAGAUGCUCUUUACUUCACCGAUUGUCUUUCUUUUAUCUUUGUAUGUUGCUGUAGCGUAUGCGUACCUCUACAUCCUCUUCAGCACCUUCACGUCCAUUUUCGUAACCAACUACGGUUUCACGACCGGAACAGCCGGUCUCUCGUUCCUCGGCCUCGGAAUAGGGUCCAUCAUUGGUCAGGUGCUCACCACGGUCUGGGGGAAUCGGACUGCACAAAAACAUAUCCGGAAAGGUGACUUCGAGCCGGAGCACCGGCUGCCGUUGAUGUAUCCCGGUGCCGUCGCAAUGCCCAUUGGCCUUCUCUGGUAUGGCUGGUCUGCGGAGUUUCAGACGCAUUGGAUUGUACCGAUUCUCGGAACGGGAAUCGUUGGAUUUGGGCUCUUAAUGCUGUUUAUGGCGCCAAACACGUAUCUUGUCGAUGUCUUCACCUUGCAUGCUGCGUCUGCCAUGGCCGCUUGCACGGUAAUGCGGUCUGUCUUUGCCGCCGUGUUGCCGUUGGGCGGCCAGAAGAUGUACAACGCUCUGGGGCUCGGGUGGGGAAACUCAUUGUUAGGAUUCAUCGCCACGGCCCUAAUACCAAUCCCGUUCCUCUUCGUGAGGUAUGGCAAGAGAAUACGUACGAAGUAUCCAGUCAAUCUGUAG
Messenger RNA from Coniosporium apollinis CBS 100218, 1614 nucleotides. RefSeq lists its product as uncharacterized. The record is from RefSeq and is a predicted model, not a curated record. The transcript is spliced from 3 exons. NCBI's taxonomy places the organism in Eukaryota, Fungi, Ascomycota, Dothideomycetes. Gene Ontology annotation, biological process: transmembrane transport. Gene Ontology annotation, molecular function: transmembrane transporter activity. The coding region runs from base 1 to 1614 and encodes 537 amino acids.